AUGGCAGGAGGAUACACCUGUGCUCAAUGCCUUCAGGUGCUCCGGCAAGGCGUCCGCGCCGCCGGUUCUCCAGCUCGUCUGCAGAGCCUGGCUCAUUCCCGCCGGCGAUGCACCGUCUCCCCGUCGUGGGCUCGCAGCUUCGGCUCCGAGCGCAGCAACAACCGCUCUCUGAGCCUCAAAGCUGCAGAACAGAGUAAUGGCGUGUCUACCAAAUCUGCCCAGCCUGCAAAGCCAUCCGCAUCGGCCUCCAAGCCCUUCUCCCAGCGCGCAGCUUCUACCUCCAUCGACUCGCAUGCCCUCCUGAAACCAAACAACCUCUUCCACUCCUUCUCGAACUCGCCCUCGUCCACUAUUCGCCAGCGCGCCGCCUUCAUCAAGCAGAAUGCCUUCUGCCCACACCCAAGUCACCAACAGACCCGUGCCCCAUCCUCCCCGCACGAUCCGGAAGCUCGCAAAACCGCCGUCGCCGACGAGACCAGCCAGCCGCCAGCUCACUCGCAUUUCGAGUGCCCCGACUGCGGCGUCCCGAUCUACUGCUCUGAGGGUCACUGGAUGGACGAUUUCGAGGCCCAUCUUGAAGUCUGUGACACGAUUCGCCAGAUCAAUGAGGAUGACCAUGACUUGAACUCUGGCCGGUUCUUCCCCGAGUUCUCGUACCCUGGUGUGCAGGAUGAUAACUUUGUGAUUAACAUGACCAAUUGGGAUACCUAUAUGUAUACCCGGGAAUUUGAGGCUAUCAAUUCGGAUCGCUCGAUGCGUCAGGUUACCCGCAUGCUCACGUAUCCGCAGACUAUUGCGAGCGUUCUGCAUGAGCUGAGCCCGUACAGUGUUCGGGGAAAGAACCGUUUGACGGCUGAGGGAUUGAAGAGUUUGAGCGCUCUCCGCUACUCCCUCCACCCGCCCAAGACCGGCGAAGACAUCGACGUCAAGGGUCUGCGCCUCAAGGCUCCUCCAGUCCGCAUCUUCAUCCUCGGUGCCCGCGCCGAGUCAUCCCUGCCACGCGAUGUCUGGCUCCAGCUCUCCUACAUGUUCCCCCGCGCCCUGCUGCACCUAGUCUUCAUCGGCCCCGAAGCCAUGGCCAACCGCGAUGCAGAGUUCCCUCUCCCCGAGCGCACACCCUCUAACCCCUUCGGCGGCAUCGUUGAGGACCGUCUCGGCGGCCAGAUGAAGAUCACCACUUACGUCGACUACUUCCACACCAUGUACGAGGCGCAGUACUUCCAGCCUUUCGACCCUUAUCUUGACUGCUUCAUGCUGUUCCACCCUGGUCUGGGCCACCCGGCCUCGUCACACGAGUGGGCCAAAACCCUCCCCCAACUGUUGGAGACUAAGGUGCCGAUUUUGUGCACGGGUUACACGCAGUGGGAUAUGGAGCGUGAUAUUAACUGGGUGCACGAGAAGUGUGCCGGUGAGUUCGAUAUCCUGCUCGAGCCUGGUGAGAAUGUCUUCCGCAGUCUGCGCUGGGAUCUGAAUGAUAUGGAUCCGCAUGAUGUGUCGUGCGGAAACUGGGGAGUGUGGGGUUUCCGUGGCAAGAGAUACGAGGCUACUUUCAAGGAGUAG
Penicillium cataractarum is the source of this 1560-nucleotide messenger RNA. RefSeq names its product putative mRNA processing protein (Mss51). The transcript is spliced from 3 exons. NCBI's taxonomy places the organism in Eukaryota, Fungi, Ascomycota, Eurotiomycetes, Eurotiales, Aspergillaceae. Gene Ontology annotation, cellular component: extrinsic component of mitochondrial inner membrane. Gene Ontology annotation, biological process: mitochondrial respiratory chain complex IV assembly. The record is from RefSeq and is a predicted model, not a curated record. The coding region runs from base 1 to 1560 and encodes 519 amino acids.